AAAAAGGAGAAGAAACGCAGGAUUCAUCCCAGUCUGAGGUGGUGUGUGUUACCUCCCAGUGGUCUGCAGCCCCCUACCACAGCUGAAAAAUGAGUUUAAGUGCCAGUGAACUGGAGGACCUGUGGGAGUCGUUCGGGGACCUGAACUUCUCUGACACCUAUGCCAACAUAUCAAGGGUGGAUGUAACCGUGUGCGUCACAGCGUUUAACCGGAGCGCUCUGCUGUACUCCAUGUGCGUCCUCUACUCUUUCAUCUUCGUCGUUGGCCUGGCUGCCAACGCUCUGGUCCUGUGGGUGAACAUCCGCGCUCAAAGCGACUCCACCCCUCGGCACGAGACGCACACGUACAUUGCUCACCUGGCCAUCGCAGAUCUGUGCGUGUGCGCAACUCUUCCUGUAUGGGUGAGCUCGCUGGCCCAGCAUGGCCACUGGCCGUUUGGUGAAGUGGCGUGCAAACUCACGCAUCUGAUGUUCUCCGUCAACCUCUUCAGCAGCAUUUUCUUCCUGGCCUGCAUGAGUGUGGACCGCUACCUAAGUGUGAUGAAGCAUGGGGAGGAGGGAGGCGCACGCAGGAAGUUGAUUCGCCGUGGUGUAUGUCUAGGGGUGUGGCUUCUUGCUUUAGUGGCCUCUAUUCCAGAAACCUACUUCCUGCGGACGGUGAAGUCAGCGCAUGAAGACUCCAUGAUCUGCAGGCCUGAGUACCCAGAGGAGAGCCACAGGGAGUGGAUGGUGGGGGUGCAGUUGAGCUUCAUCCUGCUCGGAUUUCUUCUUCCCUUUCCAGUCAUUGCAAUGUUUUAUGCUCUGCUAGCUCGAGCAUUCUCCCGCUCCACUUCUUCAUCUUCAUCCUCAUCAUCUUCCCCUGUGGAGCAGGAGCGCCGUGUGAGCCGCAGGGUGAUUCUGGCCUACAUUGUGGUUUUUCUGGCUUGCUGGGGGCCCUAUCAUGCCGGUCUCCUUGUUGAUGCACUGGUGCAGCUGGGACUGGUGCCUCUGACUUGCGGCUUGGAGAACGCGCUCUUCAUGGCGUUGAAUCUCACUCAGUGCCUGUCCCUGCUCCACUGCUGCUUCAAUCCCAUCCUCUACAACUUCAUCAACAGAAACUACCGCUAUGACCUUAUGAAGGCUUUCAUUUUUAAAUACUCAACUAGGACUGGCUUGGCACGACUCAUCGAGACCACAAAUGUGUCCGACACUGAAUAUUCAGCUGUGGCUGUUGAAAAUCCACCACUGAUCUAAAUUGCACAAUCAAAAUGACUCUUUGCAGUAAGUGAUCUGCUAUUGCCUCUGUCCAAUUCAGUAUCUACUUCACAGAAUGCUUUAGUCAUAGAAAAACUUGAAGACCACAGUUGAUCAUCUCUGAUGGACUGAUUAAAGAACGUAAAGCAGUUUAUAACACCAGCUGAUUUUUGAAUCAUUUACUCAUUUUCGAGUUGUAAAGCCAAAACAGU
This is a messenger RNA of Nematolebias whitei (Rio pearlfish), 1444 nucleotides long. It is a transcript of the gene ackr3a, whose product is annotated as atypical chemokine receptor 3a. The record is from RefSeq and is a predicted model, not a curated record. Lineage: Eukaryota; Metazoa; Chordata; Actinopteri; Cyprinodontiformes; Rivulidae. Gene Ontology annotation, molecular function: G protein-coupled receptor activity; chemokine binding; coreceptor activity. Gene Ontology annotation, biological process: vasculogenesis; chemotaxis; G protein-coupled receptor signaling pathway. The coding region runs from base 90 to 1232 and encodes 380 amino acids. The transcript has 2 exons. Gene Ontology annotation, cellular component: membrane.